Zea mays is the source of this 864-nucleotide messenger RNA. Its product is annotated as 22.0 kDa class IV heat shock protein. NCBI's taxonomy places the organism in Eukaryota, Viridiplantae, Streptophyta, Magnoliopsida, Poales, Poaceae. The record is from RefSeq and is marked validated. The transcript has a single exon. The coding region runs from base 91 to 732 and encodes 213 amino acids.
ACGAUCAGCAAGACCUCGACAUAUAAGCUAACGAUCAGCAGAACACGUGCUACAUCGAAUACUUUCCUCCAAAACAGCAUCACGUAGCAAAUGGCAGAUGCAGUUUUGUUCAGCAGGAAGGCGUCGGCUUCAGCGGCCGUCGUCGUCCUCGCGGUAGCGGUGGUGACAAUGGCGUGCCUUGCGGCUCCGGUCGCCGCGCUGGUACCGUACGGGCGCCCUGGUGGCGGGCUGUGGGACCUGAUGCUCCUCGACGACCCAUUCCGGGUGCUGGAGCAGUCGCCGCUGGCGGCGUCAUCGGUGCCCAGAGCCAGCCUCGACUCUACGUCGGCGGCCGGGGUGGCGCUGGCACGGUGCGACUGGAAGGAGACCCCCGAUGCGCACGUCAUCUCGGUGGACGUGCCUGGGGUGCGGCGGGAGGACGUGAAGGUGGAGGUGGAGGAGAACAGCCGCGUCCUGCGGGUCUCAGGCGAGCGGCGGGCCGACGAAGAGAAGGAAGGCGAUCGGUGGCAUCGCGCCGAGCGCGCGGCCGGACGGUUCUGGCGCCGGUUCCGGAUGCCCGCCGGCGCCGACGUCGACCGCGUGUCCGCCAGAUUGGAGAACGGUGUGCUCACCGUCACCGUGCCUAAGGUGGCCGGGCACCGCGGCCGGGAGCCGCGCGUCAUCAGCAUCGCCGGCGGCGAUAUGGGCGGCGUGGACGUGGCGGAGGUCAUGGCGUCCAAGGCUGAGAUGUGAAUGUGAUCUGACUUUUGGGCGUGACGAUGCAUUCAGACAGUCAUGCUUGUGUUUCUUCUUGCGUGUAUCCGGUGCGUAUUGAUCCCGUUGCGUGAGUUAAUAUGUACUCAUAAAAGAGUAUUUCUAGUUUCU